CUGAGCUCUCCUGGACGGUGACUCGAUGGAUGUGGAACGCUUAUCAGAUGGCAUUAGGAUAAUCCUAUUGCUAAUUGGUGCCAGAUACAAUAGUACUCUGCGUGUUGGCGCGUCAUUUCACAUCCUUUGGAGCCGCUAGACCCUUGAUUAUCGAGAAGUGAAGUGAGGUGUGUCUGUCGAUGGGCUCAUAUUACAUCUACUUAAGCUCACGCCCCUUUUCUAUCCGGAGUCAGCGGGCAGCGUAACUUUCAUCUUUCAUAUUGAGAAUCCUCAGCACAAUGGUUCCCGCAACUUCCGACUCUGUCCCACACCCCCUGGACCCGCUGGUCCUGGAAGAGAUCCAGUCAGCCAUCGGCAUUGUCAAGAAAGCACACGGAGAUGAGGUCUUCUUUAAUGUUGUCUCCCUCCACGAGCCGCGCAAGGCGGAGAUGACAAAAUGGCUAGCGGAUUCCGUCAAUGUCCCGCGGCCAGCAAGGAUCGCAGAUGUCGUUGUCAUCGCGCCGGGUGGCAAGGUAUACGAUGGUCUUGUAGACCUCGCGGCUGGCAAGAUCACAAAAUGGGAGUUAUUAGAGGGACUACAACCUAUAAUUACUAUGGAAGAGCUGAAGACCGUUGAGCAUGUCUGCCGGAAAGACCCCAAGGUCAUCGAGCAAUGUGAAAUCAGUGGCAUCCCCAAAGAAGAUAUGCACAAAGUCUACUGUGACCCAUGGACAAUUGGAUACGACGAGAGACACGGCAACAAGAUUCGACUUCAACAAGCGCUGAUGUACUACCGGCCUCACGUUGACGACUGCCAAUAUCAGUACCCCCUGGACUUCUGCCCCAUAUAUGACGCAGAAAAACAGGAGGUUAUUGAUAUUGACAUCCCCAAAGUCCGUCGCCCCUUAAGCAAGGUCGCGCCAAUCAACUACCACCCGGCUGCAGUUGAGAAAGUGGGCGGGUAUCGCAAUGAUCUGAAGCCCAUUAACGUCACUCAGCCCGAAGGCGUGUCGUUCAAGAUGAACGGGCGAGAGAUCGAGUGGCAGAACUGGAAGUUCCACAUCGGCUUCAACUACCGUGAGGGUAUCGUUCUAAACGAUAUCACCUACAACGACAAGGGCACUCCUCGCCCAAUCUUCUACCGGCUGUCCCUGGCAGAGAUGGUAGUACCAUACGGAAAUCCCGAGCACCCCCAUCAACGGAAACAUGCGUUUGAUCUCGGAGAAUACGGUGCCGGCUACAUGACCAACAGUCUUGCGCUCGGCUGCGACUGCAAGGGGUCCAUUCACUACCUAGACGCGCACUUUCCCACCAGAUCCGGAGCCGUCAACACCAUCAAGAACGCGAUAUGCAUCCACGAGGAAGACGCCGGCAUAUUAUUCAAGCACACCGACUUCAGGGACGAGUCCGUCAUCGUCACGCGUGCGCGGAAACUCAUCAUCCAGCAGAUUUUCACUGCUGCCAACUAUGAAUAUGCCAUCCAGUGGAUCUUCCAUCAAGAUGGUACCAUCCAGCCAGAGAUCAAGCUCACGGGUAUCCUAAACACGUACAGCAUGGCGCCAGAUGAGGACACCAAGGGCUGGGGAACCCAGGUGUAUCCAGGUGUCAACGCGCACAACCACCAACACCUCUUCUGCCUGCGCGUCGACGCCAACGUCGACGGGCCGAACAACACCGUCUUCAUGGCGGACGCCGUCGCCUCGGACGCGCCCGUCGGCAGCCCCGAGAACUUCUACGGCAACGCCUUCUACGCGAAGCGCACCAAGCUCGACACGACGGGCAGGUCGCGCACCGACUACAACGGCGCCACCAGCCGCACCUGGGACAUCUGCAACACCAGCAAGCUGCACCCGUACAGCAAGAAGCCCGCCAGCUACAAGUUGGUCAGCCGGGAGGUCGCGGGCUUGCUGCCGAAGGAAGGGUCGCUGGUGUGGAAGAGGGCGGGGUUCGCGAGGCAUGCGGUGCAUGUUACGAAGUACUCCGACGACCAGCUCUGGCCCGCCGGCCGCCACGUCCCCCAAACCUCGGGCGAGCCCUCCCUGGGCCUGCCGGAAUGGAUCGGCGACGGGACGGAGUCGGUGGAGGAUACGGACGUGGUGCUGUGGCACACGUUCGGCGUGACGCACAUCCCGGCGCCCGAGGACUUCCCCGUGAUGCCCGUCGAGCCCAUCACGCUGCUGCUGCGCCCGCGCAACUUCUUCGCCAACAACCCCGUCCUCGACGUGCCCCCCAGCUACGCCAGCACGCCGAGCCAGGUCGCGGCGAGCGGCGCUGGGGUGACGGAUGCGACGGAUAAGAUGAGUAAGUUGGCUUUUGCGACGAAUGGUGCUGGUGGCGGUUGCUGCGCAGCGAAGAAUGGGACGAAUGGGGUUAAUGGGCAUUAAAGGGGAGAAGAAAAGAAAAGAAAUGAAGCAAAGUUGAAGUUUGUUAUAUCUGCCUGUCUGUCUGUAUGUAUGUACCUACACAAUAACUUGGGAUAGGGGGUGAGGAGCGGAUAGUUUUGUAUAUAUUUAACGCCGUGCAAUUAUUAUGAUGACAUCAACCCAAUUCGAUUUCGAUAGCCAUCACUCACCUAGUAGUUAUACACAAGUUAUGCACGACUGUAAUCUGGG
Messenger RNA from Hypoxylon fragiforme, 2591 nucleotides. RefSeq names its product copper amine oxidase. The record is from RefSeq and is a predicted model, not a curated record. Gene Ontology annotation, molecular function: copper ion binding; quinone binding; primary methylamine oxidase activity. Gene Ontology annotation, biological process: amine metabolic process. The coding region runs from base 279 to 2363 and encodes 694 amino acids. The transcript is spliced from 7 exons. Lineage: Eukaryota; Fungi; Ascomycota; Sordariomycetes; Xylariales; Hypoxylaceae.